GCUCACGAGAACUGAGAGCGGCUGUGAGUUGUUUACCUGUAGCCUAUUGGCAGUCUUUCGUGAAUUGUUGACAAGAAACGCGUUUGACUUGCGGUGCGAGACAACGUGCGCGCAUUCGACAAAAGCUACGUAAGACGAUAAGGUAAAGACACAGAAUGAUCGUAGCGUUUAAGACGUGUAUAUCAGUUAGUGGCAGUAGUUGGGCAGAGACGGGCGCGAACAAAUGACGUGUGGGGGUGUACGAAGUAAACAAAUGCAAGCAAAUGAUAUAUGAUUUUGUGAAGAAAACUGGACUCUAAGCGAAAAUAAUAAACAAAAACGAAUAGUUUAGCAAAGCAAGUAAAUAAGUGUUGAGAAAGUGCAUAUGUUGAAGAAUUUUAUAUAUGAGUGCUUCAUUUAUUAAAAAUUACUAUCGAGCGUUAAACUUCAAAGUCGCAAAAAACCAGCAUUUACUAUGCCAAAUUUACACAAAAGCAGUGUCUCGCCUAUGAAAGUUCCAAGUCGAAGAAGAACUUGCUAAUUGCUACUAACAAGAGUAGUUAUUGUGAUGACAUGAAAAAAACAACAAUAAUCUUAUGAACAGCAACAGAAAAUCACAGUUGACCACAAUUCGUUUGGUGCGUGUUUCGAAUAAGACAGUCUAAGAAAGUCAACACAAAACAAAACAGAAAGUUCAAAACAAAAAGAAGUGUGUGUAAUUCUGAAAAAUAAAACGAAAGCUUACAAAAAAGUGUUCGUAAGAAAACAAAGCCUUUGACUUUGUAAAGUCGUCACACAUUUUUAAGUGCUUCCCGAUUGAAGCACAAUUGCCAAUAAUUUUGGCUACUGACAUUUUUUCACUGUAUAAACGCCGCCUUUUACGAUUUCGAACACCGACAUAUUUGUAUAACGUGUACUCGAUACAUUUCCAAAGCUCUACAAAGUGCAACGGCUGUGGAAGCAAUACUGAUCAUCUAAAUCAACCAAUUUUCCAGCUCAGCUUUAUUACCAACAAACAAAAAAUGGCUUUCCAACGCAGCUACAGCAAAGUGUGGUGGGGCUCUGAUAAUCAACAGUUACCCUCAUCUUUGGCGCUAUCUUCAGCGGCUGGUGGCGCAUCCUCCAUCGGCGAUGGCAGCAGUUUGACAAGUGGCGGUUUUUACUACGGCUCUUACUUCACACAAAAGACACAACAACUGAACGCGCAGCGUUCGCGUUACAACAACCACAGUGGCGGGUAUCAUUCGCUGGAUUCGGGGAGCUUUCGUUCGCACUUGAGCAAUUUGUCGCGUAUACAGGAAGUCGAUGACGAACAGAACAACUCAAAGUUGUCGUGGGGCAAACGUGACAGUCCUGGCAGUCUACGCAGUCAGGACUCCGGCUUCUCUGAUAAUGAUGAGUCGCACAGUGGUCGCAGUCUCGGAGGACGUUCGUCGAAACCCUCAUCACCCAGCGCCAAAUCAACGGGCAGCGCGCGCAGUGCGGCCAGUUCGCCGAGUUCAGUGCACUCAGCGGCGGUUGAGACCCCACCCACAGUUAUCAGACGCGUAGGCAAAUCGGAAUUCUAUUCACCGCUGGUUAACGUAUCGCGACGUAUAUCAUUUUCCGGUUCACCUGCCACAACGACCGCGCUGGAUGCCGCAUUAGCCGCGAAGCAAGAUUCAACGUCAGCAUUGUCAAAAUGCUUGUCUGCUGAUGAGCUGUUGAUGGACGAGGCUGUGAGUGCUGCGAAGAAAUUGAAUUUCGACGAUGCCAAUGCGAGCGGUGGACUGGCCGUUCCCGCACCGCAGAAAGCGCAACAACAGCAACCGAAACGACGCCGCCGUAUCAUACGUCAGCCCACGAAACCCUUGUCACCCACAAAGCGCCGCACCUUACUCGAGGAAACAAAUAACAGUGAUGAGGAGCGCGAUGCCGGCAACGCAGUAAAAGACAGCAAUUCAUUUGAUGAGCUUGAUCGUUCAGCGGAACAUAAUCGUUCACGUACGCGUUUGCACGUUGUGCCAGAUUACAACAAUGAAACUGUCUAUCUUGGUGUGGCUGCCACAACUCCCACCGCAAAGCCGUACAACAAUGAAACAGUGGUACUGGGCGCCGCUGGUGAAAUUGCGAGCAACAUCAACGAAGAUAGCAACAACAAUAUGCUCAAGUACGAAGCGCUCGAUAUGGAUAACACGAUAUCGCCACUGAAAGAGACCGAACAGUGCUUUUUGGCCAGUACGAGCACACCGAAAGCCUCAGAAGGCAGUUGUGCAAAGCCCUGGACGCAGAUGUCUUUCCGUCACGUCACACAUGAGUAUGAUAAUCCAUUGUUAAAUGGACAUGCGCCGGAUCUGCAGCAUUGGUUGCAUGACUUGCGUUCAUCAUAUGAACAUGAAGUGAUGUCUACACUACAGACUAAAUCUAUAGCGCAAGAAGCCUUCAAGAAUUUAACGAUAACGACGAAUACCGUAGCCAAAUUGAUACGGCAGUUGCAGCAGCGCGCUCUUUAUAUGCAAUCGGAUUUUGAGCGAGUGGAGCGCAUAUUGUCCGGCGCGCAGGAGGCCACACUACACGAGGCGCUCUCUAGCGCUGAACAGCUGUUGGUGAAUGUCGCCGAGUUUACACAGGUGCUCGAGCGACGCGCUGUCUUCUUCAAUGAGUCGCGCUCCGAUCGCAAGCAUUAUGACGAAAAUAUUGAGCAGAUACGUAUAAUAACAAAGGACACACGCUACUCACUCGAGCGCCAACACUAUAUCAAUCUAGAGUCGUUGUUAGAUGAUGUGCACGUGCUGAAGCGCUACUUGCUGAUUAGUUUGCGUCAGCUGUUUGAGAAAAUGGUGCGCGUUAUCGUACAAAGUGUCGAACAGGGCCAUUGCGAUCUCAUGCUGCGCGCUAACAUCAACAUGAUUGCGACGCUAAUGAACAUCGAUUACGAGGGCUUCGCUUCGCUCACCGAUGCGUUCGUGCAGAAUGAAGCCGUGCGCGCCUUAUUCAUCGUCUGCCUUGAGAAUAAGUUAUCCUCAGUGCGCGCGCAAGCAUUGCGUGCACUUGCUACAGUUUGCUGCUCACCAGCGGCGAUUGCGCAGCUUGGCGCAUGCGGUGGCAUUGAAAUUGUGCGCGACAUUAUACAAGUGCCAGGUAAAGAGCGCAAAGGCGAGUUUAAGCGCGGUGAUAUUGAGCGCCGCGAGGCGGUCUCACUGCUGACGCAAAUCACUGCUGCUUGGCAUGGCCUUGAGCACCGCGUUGAUGGCCUGAAGGCGUGUGCAGAGAUCAUAGUGGAAGGGUUGACACAGUUGACAACGAGUACUGCUUGUGCGCAGACGCUGCUGUUAUGUGCAGCCGCUUUGAAUAAUCUAAGUCGCAUCGAGGUGACGUCACAUUACUCGAUAAUGUCAAAUGAGGCAAUCUUUAAAUUGAUCGAAGUGUUGCAGACACUUGGCGAAGAGGCAUCUAUUUUUCUUUACGAACAAAUCGUUGCCAUGUUGCACAACAUGUCGAUGAACAAGAAGUGCCACAGUCACUUGGCCAAUGGCAUCAUCAUAAAUUUCAUCACGUGCGCAUACCAAACGGAGUUCUAUAAAAGCUACAAAUCGCGAGCCGAAAGCGAUGCACAACGUCGCACUAUCAAAGCGAUUCUGCAUACAUUGACACACUUGGUGCACGAGUCUAGUCUGGGCAUUGAACUGCUGGAGCAGCAUCGCGUGCCAGCCUUUUUCCGACAGGCGCUGUCUAUUGGUGGCUGUAGUGCGGGUAUGGAGACAUGGUCCUUGGACGGUAGCCAUGGCAGAGACAUUUCGGCUUUGGCGCGCCAACUGCUACAGGCGCAAAAGCAGGAGCAAACUGUCGAGCAGAUCGGCCGUGAUGGUGUGCUGACGGCCUCUACUGGAAAUGGUGCUGGCGCGCAAGCGACUGCGGGCGCGUAUGGCGGUAGCGGUAGUGGCAAAGGCAAUUUCAAAUUCAAUUUGACGCGUCAGGAGAGUUUCGUCUGAGUGGCUGUUUGGGUGGCAUGCAACACAGUUGCAAAUGUAUUUGGCGCGUUGGGCGUUGAGCGCCUCGGGCCAUUAGGCCAUUACAGUCGUUGGCUCUGCGGUCAGUCAGAUGCUAGUCCAGUAAAUACAAUUACCGCUUGUGUUCUUCCGAUUCACGUCGUGUUUUCGAGACAAACGUGCAUGUAGCGUCGCAAAUGCACUGGCGGUGCCAUUGACGUGAGGCGCGCUCAGGAAUACAAAAGGAACUACCAAUGAAGCUGGUGAAGUGUAAACGAGUUUUUGCCACUUUUACUUGCUAAAAGUGCGCGCAAAGACUUUUUCAGAAAAUAAAAAAGAAAAUUGAUAUUGCAAAGUGUAUUUGUAUUGUUUAUUUAAAAGUAAAUGUAUGCAUAUAUUAUUUUAUAAUUUUAUUUAUGUUCUGUGUGUGUCGAAAAUUGCGCUUUUGACCGACAAACGUUGUAAAUAAAUUAAGUUGUAAAAAUGUUUAUAAAUUAGCAUAAAAGAAACAAAAAAAAAAAAUUUAAAUCAAAUGUAGACUAGUUAGUAUGUUGUAUGUGUGUAGUGCGCUAAUGAUUUACGCGUGAUUUUGAAAACAUGCCAUAAUUUCCGCAUUGCCUUUUGACAGCACUUGUAAUUAAAUUAAUUAUGUACAAACCAUUUCCACAUCGAAUGUGAGAAUCCAACGAAGUAACGUAGUCAGUUAUGUGCCAAAAAUUAUUAAAAUUUAUGUGUGUCGCUGUGUGACCGAUAUUAUCACUGUAGAAUAGCUAUAAUAUAUAUAUAUAGAAUAUAAUCGCUUGUGGACCAUAUUUUUUGCUGCUCUUGGUUUAUAAAUCACAAAUGACGCGCAAUAAUUUUGCCACUCAAAAAAUAUAAUAUAUUUAUGUUUAAAUGUUUGUAUAAAAUAUUGCGUAAUUUUUUAUGCAGACAAAUAUAUUAAUAAUUAAUUCACGAAUUUUAUUCAUACAAUUAAGUUUUUUCGUACUGUUCUCUUUUUUCGCAUCAUUAUUUAAAGAAAGUAAUAAAAAAGCAAUUCAAAUACAAA
Messenger RNA from Bactrocera oleae (olive fruit fly), 4995 nucleotides. RefSeq names its product inscuteable (gene insc). Gene Ontology annotation, molecular function: cytoskeletal adaptor activity. Gene Ontology annotation, cellular component: apical cortex. The record is from RefSeq and is a predicted model, not a curated record. Gene Ontology annotation, biological process: apical protein localization; regulation of asymmetric cell division; establishment of mitotic spindle orientation. Lineage: Eukaryota; Metazoa; Arthropoda; Insecta; Diptera; Tephritidae.